CUGGUUUUUAGCAGGUCGCGUCGCCUUACACAACUUGUGGAGUUGCAGAAAAAACCUCUCACCUACAUGUGAAAAAGCAGAGAGCAGCUCCACCAGGCCUGAAACUGUGUGAAAACAAUCCCCUGGAAUAAACAUGACGGCGGCUGGGAAUAACCGAGUGCCCACCUGGGAGAGAAAGGCGCGCCUGUUUCUGUGCGUUUUCGGGUUGGUUUUGUCUGUUUACGCGCUUCAUGUGGAGCUUUCCCGGGAGAGCAACCCCGAAUACAGGGCGAUGUGCGACCUGGGGGAGUCUGUGAGCUGCUCCAAGGUUUUCACCUCCAGGUGGGGUCGUGGUUUUGGUUUGGUCCAGUUCUUCGUGGACAAAGACAGCCCUCUGAACCAACCCAACAGUGUCCUGGGCAUCAUAUUUUACACCCUGCAGCUGGGCCUCGGACUGUCGGUCUCCACCAGAGCAGCCUUGUUUUUGGUCUUCUCCUCCUGGGUGUCUGUGGCAGGCUCGCUCUAUCUCGCAUCUAUCCUUGCCUUUGUUCUGGGCGAUUUCUGCAUGGUCUGCGUGUCAACAUAUAUCAUCAACUUUGCCUUGCUCUUCACCAAUCUGAAGAGAAAGGGAGCACUUGAAGGAGUAAAGGAGAAAUCUGGAUAGAGAAUGAAAAUGAGCCUUGCGGUGAAUUUCAGCGCCCUCUUCUGUCUGCUGCUUGCUGCCACUGGAUAAGAACAACAACUUCUCUAUGAAAUGGAGAAAAAUCAGCACACUGUGUCUGUCGCUGCCGAGGUGGAUUUGUUACCACCAAAGUGUGACAUUUUGAGCCUUAUCAAGCUCUGAUCAAACAAAAGCCUUUGUCUGAUUCUGUUGCUGCUUCAGUUCUGCACCUUUGAUUAAUACUGGAUGUGUUUUUCUUGCAAACAACAAAUUCUCUCGUAGAGUAUUUCUGCUGUUUCCACCUAAGGACUUUCCAUAGACCAAAACCUAAAGUACAUUACUCCACUUUGUCCAACAAACAGACAGCUGCUUUUGCAUCUCACAUGUGAUUUUGACCGAGAACACUGAUAAAGUCGCAGCCAUUUUCGUAUUUUCUUGUACACUCAUGCUGAUCAUCUGUGUCUGCAUUAUUGAUUACUACCUCUUGCCUGAUGUGACGGUGAUGAUGUGAGAGUUUUCACUAAGCAGGCCUUCAUCCCGAUACAGACGUGUAAUUGGUAGCAGUGUUGUUUCUAUAAUGCAGUUUCCCUGUCUCACCAGUAGGUGGAAGCAAAUCUCUUUUUCUCAUAAUGCAAUGGCUCAUAAAUGUGGUAAAAAAAACAAAACCAAAGAAA
Molecule: messenger RNA, 1314 nt
Organism: Myripristis murdjan (pinecone soldierfish)
Lineage: Eukaryota; Metazoa; Chordata; Actinopteri; Holocentriformes; Holocentridae
Gene: vkorc1
Product: vitamin K epoxide reductase complex, subunit 1
Exons: 3
Coding region: 134-643 (169 amino acids)
Biological process (GO): blood coagulation; peptidyl-glutamic acid carboxylation; vitamin K metabolic process
Molecular function (GO): vitamin-K-epoxide reductase (warfarin-sensitive) activity
Source: RefSeq, a predicted model, not a curated record